Candoia aspera is the source of this 6537-nucleotide messenger RNA. RefSeq names its product KLF transcription factor 9 (gene KLF9). The coding region runs from base 1258 to 2001 and encodes 247 amino acids. Lineage: Eukaryota; Metazoa; Chordata; Lepidosauria; Squamata; Candoiidae. Gene Ontology annotation, molecular function: RNA polymerase II cis-regulatory region sequence-specific DNA binding; DNA-binding transcription factor activity, RNA polymerase II-specific. Gene Ontology annotation, biological process: regulation of transcription by RNA polymerase II. The transcript has 2 exons. The record is from RefSeq and is a predicted model, not a curated record.
CUGGAGGGAAAAGACGCGAGCAGGAGCUGGAUCUGGUGGGUCCUCGCACCCCGGGUAGCUGACGCCCUGACUAACGGGCCAUUUGGAGACAAAACGCGCUCGGCUCUGUGCUUUCAAAUCUCGGUGCCGCUGGAAUAAACGCUCCCGCCUUUCCCUCGGUUGCCCUUUUAAGUGGGGGCUGCAGGGCGUCGGGAGUAGCACGAGGCAUCGGGAGGAAACCUUAGGAUUGGCCGAGGUCCCCGUCUGUAGACACUCCUCUCAUGCAAAAAGGGCCCUUCUGAGUGGAAGGAGGAGAAGGUAAACAGAGUUGAAUCACUCUCCCGGCUGACCAAUUGGGGGUGGAGGGGCGGAGGGGGGCUCGCUGGAAGAACCUUUUGCGUGAUGGGCUUCUGCGAAACUGGUCCUGAGCAGGGCUGUGCUGGAACAUUGAGGAGCCGUAGGCAAGGGGGGAGUGAGUCAGGCAGUGGGCAGAUCCAGCCUCAGCCUGUGCUGCUGCGUAGAGUCCUCACGCUUGGGCUGAUGUUUCAGCACCGCGCCUUCUGAGGAGUGUGUGAAUGCGCUGGAAAGCCUCGCGGAGCGGGGGCGGAGAAGCAAACGCAGCGGCGGCGGCGGCUUGGGUACGCGGAUUGCUGAGCUCUUCCCGAGCUCUUUUCGAUUUUCUUCUUUCCGUCCCCUCGCGGGGUGGGGAGGAGGAGGAGGAGGAGAAGAACAGGGAAAACUCCCUGCUGGUGCUAUUUGGAUUACUUGAAACCACCACUCGUGACCCUGUUUUCGGAAGAAGGGAGCUUUAUCAUAGUCCAGCCUCAGAAGGGUAUCCGGGAGUGCAUGACCCACGCGCAAAGCCUGACCGAUCUGGAGUUCUCCGGCGUCCGUGGAGAGGGGGCGCGGAAAACGACGGCGACCGAGGUCAAAAGGUAGGCUAGCGUGGUUCUCCUGGCUGGGAAUUCCGGAUGGUCGUGGUUAUGUAAACGCCGAGCCACGGCAGUGGAUUCCUCCUGGCUGCAACGGCACCCCACCCCACCCCACCUCCACCCGCGAUCCGCAGCCUGAAGGCAAGGCGACAAGCCGCCUGGCGCUCGUAACACCGUCACCCCACCUACCCACCCGGCCCGCGGAGGGGGAGAGGGCGGCGGCGGCGACAGGCAAGCAGCGCGGAAGAAGUUUUGCCCCGGGGCCCUCUUCCUUCUCCCCCGUCCCGCCCCUCCCCCUCUUAAAUUAUUACCCCGGGCGGAAGGGGGGCUGACGGUCGCCUGCAAGAUGUCAGCGGUGGCUUACGUGGACUUCGUGGCUGCCCAAUGCUUGGUGUCCAUUUCUAACCGCUCCGUGGCACAAUCAGACGUGACCCGAGAAGCCGAGGUCCUGAAGAUGCCCGAGGAGGAAGCCGCCGCCGUCGUGACCAAGGAAAUGAACGACCCCCGGGACGCCUGGAAGGAUUAUUGCACGUUGGUGACCAUCGCCAAAAGCUUGCUGGACUUGAACAAAUACAGACCCCUCCCCGCCCCUUCCAUCUGCAGUGACAGCGUGGAGAGCCCCGACGAGGACGUCGGGUCCGACAGCGACGUGACCACCGAAUCGGGGUCGAGCCCUUCCCACAGCCCGGCAGAGGGCCAGGAGGCUGGCCGCGGGCCCGGCGCCCUCGCGCUCCUGCACGGCGGAGGGCCGGCGAAAGGGAAGCUGGCCGCGGAAAAGAGACACAAGUGCCCCUACAGUGGAUGUGGCAAAGUGUACGGCAAGUCAUCCCACCUUAAAGCCCAUUACCGAGUGCACACAGGUGAACGACCAUUUCCUUGUACAUGGCCAGAGUGCCUUAAAAAGUUUUCCCGCUCUGACGAGUUAACAAGGCACUACCGAACCCACACUGGGGAGAAGCAGUUUCGAUGCCCACUUUGUGAGAAGCGGUUCAUGAGGAGUGACCAUCUGACAAAGCAUGCCCGUCGCCAUACUGAGUUCCACCCUAGCAUGAUCAAGCGAUCUAAAAAGACCAGCUCUGCCUCCUUUUGAGUGAAAGACUACAACUGGGGUUAGGGUGGGAGAUGUCCAUCAAUGAAAAAGGCAGAAUGGAUCAGCACAAAUAUGUCCACCACUGUACAGUAAAAUACAUGUACAUUUCCCCCUACUUGCAUUUUUAAAGCACAUGUAGCUGGAAAUUAAAAAAUUAACAUUUUGUUCUGUCCACCCUGCUGUGCUACCAACCACAGUCUUAAACCAGUGGCUCCUGGGUGGAUGUGGGGAGUGGGGGGCUGUAUGGGGAUCAGCAGAAAUAAUGCAACUUUUUAUAGUUUAAAGAAUCAACACUGGUGUGUGGGUGCAUGUGUGUGAACACAAACACACACACACAUAUGUAUAUAAAUUUAUGUGACUGGGUGAUUUGACCUGUGACACCACAGUAGUGAUUCCAAGCUCUUUGUGAUUGCUGUGUCAUGGACAUGUUUUGUUGACUAAUGUAAUGCUGCUUGUAUUUUAAAACAAAAAAACAGUUUAGUGAAACCACUUUCCAACUCACUUAAGUAUUUUUCAAGUAAAGCAAAACAAAAACAUCGUAGCACAUGAUAGAUGGAAUUUAAAUUUUCUCAGUGGUCCACCCUGUUCAAGACUGUUAAGGAAAAACAUGCAUCAUUCACAGUAUUGGAUUGGUGGAAGAAAACUGUACUUUUUACCAAGUUAUCCUUUGUGAGCUGCUCUUUUUUUCCAGUGGAAACAUGCACAGAAACCAAUUAUGAAACCAAAAGGAAAACAAGAAAUCAUCCGGCAUCAUACAUCAGAGGCUAUUCAUUGCCAUGUAGAAAAGAAAAAGUGCAACCUAAAUCAUACUAAAGAAAUGUGACAGAAGUAUGAGACUGAGUAUUUUUCCUCCUUUAGCUGUUCCUAGACUUUCAUCUGAAAAGCAACCACAUACUGUACUGUACUAUACAAUAUAAAUACCACUACCAGUGCUUUAUUCUGCUGGGUUUUGUUGGAAUGAAUGCAUAACAGCAGCAACCAUCUUGAUAAGCUACCACUUUUGUAAAAGUUUUGUUCUCUUACAAUUCUUUCUCUCUUUCUCAAUGGUGCAUUUUCUUCACCUUUCACCAGAAUUCUGUGUCAGCCAAUGGAACUAUGCGCAUUUAGGGUCGGUAGAGAACCUUUCCUUGUUUUGUUGUCUCCUACAGAAUGUUCUCUAUGCGGAUGAAGACAACGUACACUAAUUUUUUUAAACUACUUUUUAAUGGUCUUCUUUUUCAUAAAUUGCAGCUGUUGUACAGAGUCUGGGGAAAUCAAUAACAACCAAACUAACUGCAAGUAGUAAUUCAGACUCCAAUGCAGGAGGUGUGUGUCAAAAUACUUUUCGUGACAUAGCCUCACCACUAUGUACCUUGCAAUCUUAAUCCUCCGUAUCAGGCUUGAUACAGUUAAUGAUAAUGGCAAUAUUUCAUCUGUUUAAAAUGCUAUGGUUUGCUCUUCGGAACAGAGGCAACAACGUCAUUGGAGAAAAGCUCUUGCAUCUAGCCAAGCUGUCAUAUUUGUUAAUGUUGAAAGCAUGAACCUGAUGAAGGUUGUAAUUCAUGGACGUUCCCUCCCCCAUAUCUCGUAAUGGUGGAGAAUCAUGUUUACAGACUUCCCCAGCCCUGUCCUCGUCCUUGACUCUUCUUUCUCAUGAAGGAAGGAGUGGUGCAACUGUCCUACGUAGGGCUAAAUUUGUUGGUGAGGAAAUCACAUUGUAGCCAGAGGGAUUAUACCAGGAUCAGUUUGCCCAACUUUGUAAAGAAUCUGUACAUACAACUCUUGUAAAGUAUACCUGCUAUGACAGUAUCUUGUUCUUGUUUCAUCUGAUAGAAAGCUAGCUUCCUAGAAAAAUAAAAUAAAACAUCUCAGAGAGUAGAGUAUUCUACAAUUGUCUGUGGCUUCCAGCACUAGAACUCAGUAUGCAUCCAGCAUUUUUACCUGUGUGGUUCAUUAUAAAACCUGUCUAUGCGAAGAGAACAGCUUUUAAAUAAAGGUGUUGGGGCAAUGAACAACUUAUGGCAUUUCAGAAGUAAAAAGGGAUGAGUGUUCUUCAGUGAAGACAUGUCAGGAAACCAAGCACACUUUCUACCUCCGUUUCAACUUCUUGAAACGUUUGUUUUAUGAUAAACCAAAAUUAAUUUCUGGUGUCCAAAAUAAAUUGUAGGGAUGUUUGUUCUUCCUUAUAAAAAUAGGUAGCCUGGCUCUUUCUAUUGCUCUAGUUAAAGAAAAAAAAAGGAAGUAUUCUGCUUCAUCAGUACUGUUAAUGCUGCCUUGUUUAAUAAGGGUGAGGACUGUGUGGUAAGUCAGCAGCUCGCAACAUGGUAGUAUUCCAAUCGUCCUCCCUUUCUAUAUGAAACCAAUCCUUCAGAGCCUAAGCCCUAGUCUGAGUCCUACUAAACAGUUUGCCACAUCUUUACUGUUGCUUUGGUGUAGGACAAGUGCAGUUUUAGCAAAAGAGAGCUCCAAAGCUGAAUGCUGCUGUACCAAGCAGGUCACAGCACUUAAAUGGCACCUCCUUAUCAGGUCACAAAGGCACAUGAGAAUAAUCAGGUUUGGUGAGAUUAUGGUUAGGGCACAUGCCUGCUUCCUGACAGCUGUGGGCUUGUUCCUUUAUCUCACAUUACGUGACCACCUCCAGUCCACCUGAAGGUUCUAAGUUGGUCCCUUGGGCUAGAAAGUCCUAGACGGCCAAAUGGUGCUAAUCACGUUGCUCCCUUGUGGACUUCAGGUCAGGGUAUAGAAAUGGCUUUGCCUUCACCACACCAGCCAAACAAUUUGGCAUAAUAGUUUGCUGUGACCUAAUUGGCAGCAUAUAUUAUUUGAAAACGAAUCAUAGGAACUGUUCCUCUCAUUCCUAAAAGGAUUCUUAUGGGCAAAUCCAACCAUAGGAUGUAUAAAAUAAUGACUAGGUUGCUUUUCUUAACAGCUCUUCCAGCUAUAAAAAAUAGUGAUCCCUAAACACAUUUGGGAUUCACACUUACGAUAUUCUCAUCAUCAUAAUGAGGUGUGCACAAUCCUGCCUUCAUAGAUAAUUGGCAGUGUGUGUUAUUUCUAGAAUUGGAGUGGCCACCAGUUUGUAGUGAGUAGGUUGUCUGACGUAGGUAAACCCGUUACAUGCUGGAUGUCUCCACUAAUGUGUAUUGAGAGAUAAUAAACCUCCUAGCUUGGUAACCAUUAAACAUGUCAGAUCACCCACUUUCUGCAAACAGCCACAAGGUUCUUCAGCUAUGGUGCAGGGAAAGCAGCUGCCAUGAUAAACUUUUAAUUGGGGCCAUCUUGCAUACCAAUAGUUAGGCUACUGAUUGACACUGGCCUGCUUCCUAUAUUAGUUUUAGACAAUGUGUGCAUAACCAGGUCUUAAAGGGCUGGUCUGGAAUUUGACAGCAAACAAAGUUGAGGAUCUUGGACAUGAUUUGUCUGCUGCGUAAGUUGUGUAAGACAAUUGAUUUGCAGGGAAGAAAGGAAAAACAGGUGCUUAAUUCUUACCCACUCACAACUUUCUUCUCAAAUAAAUCUCCCUCAGGCUGAAUCAGUUGGCAAUUUGGGGAGAAAUUGGGCAGGAUUAAGCAUGUAUAGUACCACUGCUUGUCCCAGUAAACUGUUUUCACUUUGCAGCAGAAGCAAGGAUUUCUUCAACCAUGCUUGCUGACAAAUGCACCCAGGUCCACUAUAUUUGUUAAAAUGUUUUAUGUGGGGAAUGUAACCACAUGCCUGUGCCCCAGAAAAGAGAUGUAUGGCUCAAGCAUCCAGGAGUUCCAUGAGGUUACUCUCAGAAGCAGAAGACUGUUUCUUAGAUGGUUAAUCUCCACAUGCUUACUUGAAAGCAACUUCAAAUUAAUGAAACUCACUUUCAAGUAAAUCUGGUAAGCAAUGGGAUGUAAAAUACGCUUCUUAGGAGUCUUCCAAAAGUAACAUCUACCCAAGAAACUACCCAAAGUUUAUUAACCACUAACAAAACAAUAAAAUAGGACAAGUUUGUCAGCUUUGGUGUAAGAGUAAGCAGUGAAUUUCACUUGCAAAUCUGACACUGCAGUGAAAUAGGUUGUAGUCUUUUAACAAAUAGGAAUUCGAGAAGAGGCUACAGCAGGUAUUGACAAGAAUUAAAAAUCAAGUUCUUGGUGAACACAUUUGCCACGCCACUCUGGAAAUUCUUAAAGAGUGCUGACGUGAAAGCGGCUCCUCUCCUCCGUUCAGAAAGACCUUCCUAGAGAAGCCAUGGCUUUAAACUAUAGCUAUACAACAUCUUUUGUGAACAAUUUUGAUGACUUCUAUACAGGUCUCUCCUCUGUCGAUGGACUAAGCCCAGUAUGCACCAGACAUAUUUUUCAAAUGCUGUUUUAUUGCAGGUUAACAAAUCUGUAACACUGUAAAAUACCAAUCUUUACAACUUUAAUCCAUUUUAUUUUUGUACAGUAUUCGUAUCCUUUCUAAGUUAUUUUGCUGUCCUGUUUUGUAAAUCAUAUGAAAUUGUAAAAAAAAAAGAAAAAAAGUAAAAGUAAAAGUAGGAGUAGAUGUUUUUGUACAUAUGUAUAUAAAAUGUCCAAAUACUUAAAA